Messenger RNA from Strongylus vulgaris, 738 nucleotides. The record is from the annotation of a GenBank genome assembly. NCBI's taxonomy places the organism in Eukaryota, Metazoa, Nematoda, Chromadorea, Rhabditida, Strongylidae.
CAAAAAUUCAGUGCUAUUUUUGUCUGUUUCAGGCCCGAACAAGUCGGGUCAGUGAUCGGCCUCACGCAGUCGAACGAGGACACCCAUCUGAUCAACAACUUCUCUCCUCCGCUGACCACGUCGAGCAGGUCAUCUGUUGCGCUGGACGCCACGCCGCCGCUUUCCAGUGGCGGAAGCGCAGUUCUGGCUGUCAAACAGGAGCACGUCCUAAAUGGACCCUCAACGAACAACUUCAAUGCGUUGGUCAACGCAGCCGUUGUUCAAGCUUCCGAGUUGACAAACCACAAUCGGUUAGGAGUAACUUCGGGAUACGCGCCGGAUGCAAACGGGCACCAUGACGAGAAAGUAACCGAUCCAGUCGCUCUAUCUUCUGGUGCUCUUACGCCGAAUAAUGCCAAAGUUGCUGCGGUGAAGCGACCACGAGACGCGAAGCCCGAGCUGUCCAGCAGUAACGUCGAUAAAGCGAAACGCCCUCGUACAAACCAUCGAACGAAAAGCGAAAAGGCGUUGCGUGAUCUGGUGGGGCCAAUUGUCUCCGAGACUGUAUCGGACUUCCACCGCGAACGAGUCGCUGAUAGGACCGUGCCGAGCGCCGCGGCCACGACCACCACCACCGUCGUCGCCGCCACCGCCAACGCUGUCGAUCGACGUAUGGUCAGCGCAAAUGCCGCCGCUAUUCCGUCGACGUCACAUGAUGCGCCGCCUAUUCAGCAAACACCGAUUGUGAACGGUAUGUGA